GUUCCAAAAAGCAAAAUGUUGACAGUACGUAGCGGUCUAUCUAUAAUUCAAGCGCAAAAAAUGGCUCUCUCUGUCCGCUGUCCGCUGCGUUGGCAGACCACAGCAGCUGUAGCAGAGCCCAGAAAUGAUGAAGAGUGGCUACAAGCUCGUCCCUUUGAGCAGAUUCCUAGUACAACUUUUCUGUCGACUGUGCGGAAUUUUAUGCCUGGAGGAAAAUAUAGCAAACUGGACAUGGCGGAAUUGUUCAUGGCCUUCCGCGGCGACUAUGGAGACAUAUUCUAUUUACCAGGUAUCCUGGGAGGUACGUCAUUCCUGAUAACUAACAAUCCCAAGGACUUCGAGGUCGUGUUCCGGAACGAGGGCGUAUGGCCCAAUCGACCUGGCAGCGACACUCUUAGCUAUCAUCGGCAGACUCAUGGAAAGGAUUUCUUCCAGGGAGUAGAGGGAGUUGUACCUACACAAGGAAAAACCUGGGGCGACUUUCGAUCGGCUGUAAAUCCUGUCCUCAUGCAGCCGAAGAACGUGCGGCUUUACUAUAAGAAGAUGUCCCAAGUGAACCAGGAGUUUGUGCAACGUAUUAAAACAAUCCGUGACGUCGACACCCAGGAAGUUCCUGAUGAUUUCAUAAGCAUUAUAAACCGGUGGACCCUCGAAUCAGUCUCUGUGGUGGCUCUGGACAAGCAGUUGGGACUGCUCAAAGAGUCGGGCGAUAACGGCCAGGCUGUGUUACUUUUCAAGUACCUGGACGAUUUUUUCGAUCUAUCAGCCGAUCUGGAGUUGAAGCCCUCUGCCUGGCGUUACUUUAAAACACCCAAGCUAAUGAAGCUAAUGAAGGUCCUAGAUGGCCUUCAAGAAAUAACUUCAGCGUAUGUAGAUGAAGCUAUAGAGCGUCUAGAGAAGGAGGCCAAGGAAGGAGUUGUCCGUCCUGAGAACGAGCAGAGUGUACUGGAAAAGCUGCUCAAGGUCGACAAGAAGGUGGCGACGGUUAUGGCCAUGGACAUGCUAAUGGCCGGAGUGGAUACCACCUCAAGUACAUUUACAGCGGCCUUGCUGUGCCUUGCCAAGAAUCCAGAGAAGCAGGCUUUACUCCGAGAGGAGGUGAUGAAGGUUCUACCCGAGAAGGACUCCGAGUUCACUGAGGCAUCGAUGAAGAACGUUCCCUAUCUACGUGCCUGCAUCAAGGAGUCACAACGGAUUUAUCCUCUGGCCCUUGGCAAUGGCCGAGUUCUCAAUCGGGACAGCGUUUUGAGCGGAUACCAAGUGCCAGCUGGUACCUGUGUGUCAAUGGUUCCCCUGAGCUUGCUAUCAAGCGAGGAGCACUUCCCCAAGGCUGCUGAGUUCCUGCCAGAACGUUGGAUUCGUAACGCCACAGACUCCACCGGGCAAUGCCCGGCAAAUGACUUGAAGCUGAAGAAUCCAUUCGUGUUCUUGCCCUUCGGAUUUGGACCCCGGAUGUGCGUGGGAAAGCGCAUCGUGGACAUGGAGCUAGAGCUGGGCAUCGCUCGACUCAUUCGGAACUUCAGCAUCGAGUUCAAUCAUCCCACGGAGAAAGCUUUCCGCUCCUCCCUGAUCAGUUUGCCCAACAUACCGCUUAAGUUUAAGUUCACCGACUUGCCCAAUUGAUGCAUUCUUUGUAAACCCUGUUCUAAAAGAGUACAGGAUUAAACUAGAUUCGUGUACAUGUAACUGUGUAAAUAAACGUAUAAACAGUU
Molecule: messenger RNA, 1712 nt
Organism: Drosophila persimilis
Lineage: Eukaryota; Metazoa; Arthropoda; Insecta; Diptera; Drosophilidae
Product: probable cytochrome P450 12a4, mitochondrial
Exons: 4
Coding region: 16-1623 (535 amino acids)
Molecular function (GO): iron ion binding; heme binding; oxidoreductase activity, acting on paired donors, with incorporation or reduction of molecular oxygen
Source: RefSeq, a predicted model, not a curated record